UGCUUACAGCGACCCCCCUGCCUGGCCUAGACCAGAGUCCUGUGAACCAUCUCAACCCUUUCCUCCCUGCAGGACCUCCUCUGCCCACGUUUGCCUUCUCACCAUUUGGCUCCAAACUCUCCUCAGGAUCCAGACAGAGGCACAUCCAGCGACGCGCUCACUCCAGGAGGAAAUAGACUUGUAGAGGACAUUUCACAUGCACCUGCACGGACUGAAUGUCAUUAUACCUCAGUGCUUUCUUCUCCGUUUCCUCUUGCAGAUGUGCACUGACACUUAUGAACUGUACAUUUAAUAAUUCACCGCUUGACAUUAAUUUAAUUGUUUUGUUUUCACCAAGUACAAACAAGAAAUGAGGAAACUAUUUGCAAGUGCCACAGGAGACCUCAUUGACAAUGCUUAUUGUAUCACGCAGCACAAAGCAGGACUGAACUCACAACAUGUUUUAGUAUUUGUAAUUAAUUAAUUUAAAAUUGCCUUGAGAUUUUAGUUUUUUUAACACUGUUAUGCUUUUAUAAUUACUUUGCAUUUUUUAACCAAAAACAGAACAGAACAAUAACUUUGCUUUACAGACGUGUGUAAUAAUAUAUUGUGAUUUGUGACGUGCUGACAUUAAAAAGCAAACACUCGUACAAACUAUACUUUCUCAAGGUUGGUGUUUAUAUGCAUGAGGGCUGGUUCACAUUUCAUUGUACUGUAAAAAAAAUAAAUAAAUAAGGGUAUUAGGUGUCUGAUUUAGAAGUGGAAAAACAGGUCGACUGCGCACACAAACACUGCGGUGCAUUCACUGGUCAGUGCAUUGAAUAUGAACUUAUCUAAUGUAUAUUGAGGAGAGGCAGUUUCAAUAGAAGGUUGCUCUUUGCACAGUUGGCUUUAUCAGGGACAGCCUGUCUGCUGGCACGCUGGCUGUGAUUGGAGGCUUCAGGCUGCAGCAGGUGAAACCUGAGAAGCUGUUAUGAGCACACCUGUGAGCCACGCCCCUCUUUGUCCCUGCCAGUUUCUGUUCGGAGUGUGUAGGAAAUGGCAGCAGCAACAAUCUCUAUUGAACAAGACCAGUUUUGUUGUUCAGUGUGCCUGGAGGUUUUAAGAGACCCGGUGACGAUCCCUUGUGGACACAGUUACUGCUUGGACUGCAUUGAAGACUACUGGAACCGGGCCAAGCAGAAAGGCCAGUACAGCUGCCCUCAGUGUAGGCAGACCUUCACACCGAGACCUGUCCUGAGUAAAAACACAGUUCUUGGGGAGGUGGUGGAAAAGUUUCAGAGGUCUGGAUUUCCAGAUGAAGCUCAACACUUGGCUAAACCUGAGGAAGUGAAAUGCAGUGUCUGCACUUUGAGAAAAAGCAAAGCUGUUAAAUCCUGCCUUGUUUGCUCGGAGUCUUACUGUGCGGCUCACUUGAGAGUCCACGAAGAACGCUUUCACGGGAAGGCCCAUAAAUUGAUCCCAGCUUUAGAGCAGUCGAGAGAGAAGCUGUGCCCACAGCAUGAUAAGUUACUGAGGCUGUACUGUCGCACUGACCAGCAGUAUGUCUGUUCCCAGUGUGUGAAAGACAGACACAAGAGCCAUAAUGUUGUCUCAGUGGUGGAUGAGAGAGGAAUGCAACAGAAAAAACUCGAAGAUACAUCUUUGAAGUCUGUGCAGAAAUUGAAGGACGCGGAGAAGGAACUUAGAUAUGUUGUCAGAUACAUCAAGCACUCUACAGAAGCGGCAGUAGAGGAGAGCGAGAGGAUUUUCUCCAAGCUGAUCCGCUCCAUCGAGAAACAGAGCUGCGAGGUGAAGGAGGUGAUCAGGGUCCAGGAGAGAGCGGCCGUGAGUCAGGCUGAGGAGCUGCUGGAGAAGAUACAGAGGGAGAUAGGCGAGCUCAGGAGGACUGAUGCUGAGCUGGAAAAGCUUUCUCGCACUGAGGACCACAUCCACUUCCUUCAGAAGUGCAAGUCCCUUCACUUCCCUACAAAGACUGUGGAGAUGCCCAACACUGACGCACUUCCAUACAUGAUGUAUAAAACCAUUAGAGGAGCCUUGGCAGAUCUCAAAGACAGUCUGGACCAAACACUUGAAAGAGAAUUCACCAGGAUCUCUGAUAAGGUUAUGUCACUGAAGGAAACCAGCAAUAAAAAUACCUCUGAGAAGACUAAAGCAACAGCUAAAGACACAGACACCUCAUACGACGCAGCGCCGAAGACAAGAGCUGACUUUUUACAAUAUCACAAUGAUAUAACCCUGGACCCAAACACAGCCAAUCCCUAUCUGAGUUUCUCUGACGGUCGAAGAGGGGUGACCACGCGCUCUGAGCCACAGCCCUACCCGGAUCACCCGUCUCGCUUCACCAACUGGGCCCAGGUGCUGUGCAAAGCUGGGAUGGCCGGGCGCUGCUACUGGGAGGUAGAGUGGGCUGGUAACGGAGGGGUUUCCAUCGGCGUCUGCUACAAAAACAUAGGCAGGAGUGGAGGGGGGAGCGACUGCAAGCUCGGACACAACUCCAAAUCCUGGAGCCUGGACUGCUCUUACUCCGUCUGUUCAUUUCAGCACAAUAAGGAGAGUGUGACCGUCGCUGCUCCCUGCAGCAACAGGAUAGGAGUGUAUCUGGACUUCAGGGGUGGAACUUUGUCUUUCUAUAAUGUUUCUGAUACCAUGGUUUUAAUCCAUAAAGUCAAGACUACAUUCAACCAGCCCGUAUACCCAGGAUUUUGGGUGGGAUUGGGCUCUACUUUGAAGCUGUGCUCUCUGCCCUCUCAUCAAGAAUAACAGCUCUCAAGUAACCUUGUUAGUUUGGGGUUCAAAAUACUUAGAAUGGAAUAAUCAUGAAACAGAGACAAAGGUUUGUGCUCAAAACUUAGCAUUUAAUAACUGAAAGCCGGGAGCAGCAGCAACACUUUGGUGGAGCCGGGAAAGAGCUGGUGGAGCUUAGAUCUUAUUGAAGGCAGCGACAUCUACACUCUGGAUCUACAAAGGAAGGAAAAUCAUGUCUGUGUAUUUAUUUGAACAUUUAUGGUGUUUUAUGUUUGAUUGUGUGUCAAAAGUAUUUUAUUUAAAAUCAAUAAAGCAUUUAAUGUCAUACAGA
Messenger RNA from Morone saxatilis (striped sea-bass), 3058 nucleotides. RefSeq names its product E3 ubiquitin/ISG15 ligase TRIM25-like. The record is from RefSeq and is a predicted model, not a curated record. The coding region runs from base 1018 to 2742 and encodes 574 amino acids. Lineage: Eukaryota; Metazoa; Chordata; Actinopteri; Moronidae. Gene Ontology annotation, molecular function: zinc ion binding; protein binding. The transcript has 8 exons.